CUCGGCUCUACUUUACUGUGACGCACUUCCAAAAUGGCUUCUAAAGGGGAACCGGUCUCUAAAAUAUUCUCAUUUCAGGACUGUAAAUCUUCUCCUGACCCGAUUUUUGAGUUCCCCACCCAGUGCCUGACCCCUACACCAGCCCCGAUAGUAAUAGAUAACGGCUCUUUCCAGACCCGAGCCGGCUGGGCGGCUCCGGCGGCGGAGUUUGAGUCUCCGCAGCUGGUCUUCAGGUCGGUGGCGGCGCGCAGCCGCGGGGCUGCCCGCAGCGAGACCCAGAUCGGUAACGAUAUCCCCAACCUGGAGCCGCUGCGGUGGCUGUUGAAGAGCCAGUUCGACCGAAACGUGGUGGUCAACUUCGAGAUCCAGGAGCUCAUCUUCGACCAUGUAUUUACACACCUGGGCAUCGCCUCAGAGGGCAGUGUGGUACACCCCAUUGUGCUGACAGAAGCGCCCUGCAACCCGCUGCACUGUCGGCAGAUGAUGUCAGAGUUGCUUUUUGAGUGCUACUGCGUCCCGUAUGUGUCCUACGGUGUGGACGGCUUGUACAGUUUCUACCACAAUAACAUUCGAAGGAGCCUCCAGCCACCACACACUGGCCUUGUUCUGUCCUCAGGAUACCACUGUUCACACGUGCUGCCAGUUAUCAACGGCAGGUUUGAUGCAGUCAACUGUAAGCGUGUGAAUGUGGCUGGCAGUCAGGCAGCGUCCUACCUGCAGCGCCUCCUCCAGCUGAAAUACCCAGGUCACCUUGCUGCCAUCACACUCAGCCGGGUGGAGGAACUUCUGCAUGAACACAGUUACAUUGCUGUGGAUUAUCAUGAAGAGCUGGAAAAGUGGCGCAGCCCAGAGUUUUAUGAGCGGGAGGUUCACCGUAUGCAGCUUCCCUUCUCAGGUAAGGUACCGGGCGGCUGUGUGAGUGUGGAGGAGAGGCAGGAGAGACGAGCUCAGCAGCUUCGGAGGCUUCAGGAGAUCAACGCUCGCCGGCGGGAGGAGAAGCUGCUGCAGGACCAAGAGAGGCUGGACAGACUUAUGGCAAUACAGGAGCUGCUGGAAGAUGGCCUGUUGGAUCAGUUUCAUAAGAGCCUGGUGGAGCUCAAUAUGGACUCUGCUGAGGAGCUGCAGUCGUACAUCAACAAACUGCAGCUGGCUGUGGAGCAGGGCAGACAGAAGCUGCUGCACAGUGACGUAGCAGAGGGAAAGACGGAGGUGUCUGAGCUGGAGCAGCCGAUGGACGAGGGAGACGGAGUGGCACUGAUGGAUCCUGACUUCCCUGAGGACACGCUGCCAGAAAAAUCUGCUAAUGUGGUUCAGCCCAUGUUCAACAUGGCAGAGUACCACCAGCUGUUUGUAGGGACGGAGCGUCUGCGGUGUCCAGAGAUCCUGUUCCAGCCCUCGCCGACUGGAGAGGAACAGAUGGGACUAAUGGAGACACUGCAGUAUGUCCUGGCCAGGUACACCCCAGAGCAGCAGGAGGCGCUUGUGAGCAACGUGUUUCUUACAGGAGGGAACAUGCAGUACCCUGGGAUGAAGGAGAGAGUGGAGAGGGAACUGCUGGCUAUGAGGCCCUUCCAGUCACACUUCAAGGUGACAAUGGCGUCGCAGCCAGCUCUGGACUCCUGGUAUGGGGCAAGAGACUGGGCCUUGGAGCAUCCACCUGGAGGAGUGGGAGGAGCGACAGAGGGAUGGAUCAGCAGAAGGGACUACGAGGAGAAAGGAGGCGAGUACCUGAGCGAGCACUGCACCUCUAAUGUCUCCAUUCCCAUGAAAAUCGCCAAACCGGUCCGCCCCACCGAGCCCUCUGGUACCACACUGACAUCAACUGGAGCUUCUGCUGCCAUCACCGCGGUUACGCCUGCCCCGGCUCCCUCCUAUUCUACUGUUGCUGCUGAUGUUUCCAUUGUUACCUCCUAAACUUGUAUCUUCAUUCAGACCUCUUGUAUUCACAUGCUGAGUUUUUGGUCUCUUGUAAAGUUGUAAACUGUUUUGGAUCAUUAAUUUUGUUUUAUUUUCAUUGUGCUCGGCGAAACCACAAGAGACCAUUCAUAUUGAAUGGUCCUCAAAGUAAUGAUCUUAAAAGGUCUAGUUUGAAUGUUUCAUGUAUUACUAUGUAAAUAUAAGUUGUUUGUGUGUUUUUAAUAUAUAUCUAUAUAUUUUCACUGUGAAACAGUUGUUUGCCUUUUGAUUCAAUGAGGUUAAGAAGAAAGUAACAGCAGUUUGAUGCUUCUGGUUACAGAUGAACAGACAUUUUGAUCAGUACCAUCCUUUUUUCUUUUUCAUCACUACAGUGCAUAUAAAAACCAAAAUAAAGGGUUGGUUCUCUCAGAUUACACACACAUACAAAUAAACUUACCUAUAGUCGUAUCUAUCAAUGCAUAAAGUUUUGGUUUAAUCGUCUCCUAGGUUUUAUCUGUGCAAAUAUUUGCCGGCGUACAAACACAAUGGAGGUGAAAAGAAUGUUGUUUGUGUGUAUUUGCUAUUUUUGCUUGAUUAAUGACUAAAUGGACCAUUAUCAGAAUUGUGUAUAAUUGGUUUUCUGAUCAACUCAUCCGUCUACUGCCUGGAAGAUUAGACAUUCAUCUAAAAAAAAUGACUGUCAAUGAUAUAAAUGAUCAUUUCAGUACUACUUUGGAUAAUUCAAAGAACACGCUGUCAGCUACGGAAUAUUUCCUCUGUAGCUCUAAAUCUAGACAGACAAAACCAAAAAUAUUUGCAUAGAUGGAUAAAACUAGAGGUACAUGAGAAAACUUAAAUUUGGGUGAACUGACCCUUAAAAUGCAACAUAUGUAUUGUGUAUAUACUGUGUAUAUAAUUAGGAUUUGUAAUACAGUUGUGUACCACUAGAUGGCUCAGAUGAACACAUAAUCUAGUUGGUCAGUUUUCAACCUCGAACUUUCAACUGAUCUACUAGUUUUAGUUAUCACCGUAUAACAGAUCUAUUAUACAAAAUAAGUAGGCUGACUUCUGUAAUAGUCAUUUCUUGUAGAUUCUCUUAAAGCCAAGCGUUUCACAUGUCAUGUGUCCGCCAGCUUUAAGAAGAGACACAUUCUCGCUGUAGGUUUCCAUUAAUGCUAAAGCUGAAGUGGUUUUCUGUGAAUGCCGGUUCAACAAACUGUCCUUUGUGUUCAGGCUACUAAUCUACAAACCCACAGUUUAAUCUGUCUAAUAUUCACAAGAACAUGUGACAGCAUGACAAUCUUUGAAACUAGAUACUAGAUGUAAUAAUGAGGAGUCCUGGGCUCUCUCGCUCAUUGAAUUUCUAAUCACUCUCACUGAAGAACUGGCAGGUGUCUUGCAGGUGUUUUACUGUAUUGUUCUGUUCUUUGUUGGUUCACAUUAUUUACCCAGCAGACCUCUGUGUUCUAAUACUAUUAUACGGUAUUAAACGGUGCCACAGCUCAAGGUUCAAACUCUCA
This is a messenger RNA of Micropterus dolomieu (smallmouth bass), 3416 nucleotides long. RefSeq names its product actin related protein 5 (gene actr5). NCBI's taxonomy places the organism in Eukaryota, Metazoa, Chordata, Actinopteri, Centrarchiformes, Centrarchidae. The record is from RefSeq and is a predicted model, not a curated record. Gene Ontology annotation, biological process: regulation of DNA-templated transcription. Gene Ontology annotation, cellular component: Ino80 complex; cytoplasm. Bases 34 to 1914 code for a protein of 626 amino acids. The transcript has 9 exons.